Molecule: messenger RNA, 1278 nt
Organism: Pyrenophora tritici-repentis Pt-1C-BFP
Lineage: Eukaryota; Fungi; Ascomycota; Dothideomycetes; Pleosporales; Pleosporaceae
Source: RefSeq, a predicted model, not a curated record
AUGAAUCUUUAUCAGCGAGACGCAGCAAAGGUCGUGUACCCUGAGUUCAAGCUCAAUUCCUACAAAGGCCGACUCGACCCUGACCUCUCUAUGACACAUAUUGAGCCGGGCAAAUCUGUUGUAGACCGCAUCGGCACGUUUACUAUACCGUUGUACGAUGAUCUUUUGCGCGGUCUGCGUCAUUUCCCUUCGGGACUCGACGCUCGAGUACUCACCGAGUGUCUGGCUUGGUACAAGAGUGUACGCGAUACGUUUAACCCGCCGCUGCAGUUCAACGUCUUGCACACCCAGGCACUGUCGCGCGUGCUCCAGGUGCCGCUUAAGCCAUAUGGACCACAGAACCUGGACUAUCUUUCAUUGAUGGAGUGGAGGGAGAAGGGCGAAUUCAAGACUAGGCCUAUGGACGAGAACAUCACCACAUCGACGUCGGUGCAAGACAUGGACAGUGGGAACAAGAAGCGGUCACACCUAAAUAUCAACAUGGACACCGAGGAAGUCACAAUGGAGUAUAAGAUCCGACUUCAACAUAUCUUUACCUUCCCGUUUGUCGCUAUGCAGGACCUUAUAGGUGAAGCGUUCACGAUGGGGAUCAAGAAGGCUGAGGAGAGGGCAACAGCACGUGGAGUUGUCUUGACUCCAACGACGACGACAACCAACGACCAGUCUCUCGCGUUGCCUCUUACAACAGCAAACCUCCGCGCUCUCCUGUCUCCGGUUAGGGAACCGACGCCUGCCCCGGUAGCAAACGCAGAGCCUCCUACAGCACCGCAGCCACAGCCGUAUGCUUCAUGUGGCGAGUUGCGUGGUGAGUUCCAUGAGCCGUAUAAUCAUCUUGAAGCAUACGAGGCGCGUGGUGAGCCACGUGGUGGUGGUGUGAGAGACUACGGACAUGCAUCUGGGUCUGGGUCUGGAUAUGGUCAUGGACGUGUUGGGGACUACGGUCAUGAAUCUGAGUCUGGAUAUGGACCUCGAUAUGGGUAUGAAUACGGACAGGGUGGUCACGGUGAGCACUAUGGGGCCAACAGGUACGAGGCUGGAUACACCAGCAGCCAUGUUCAGCAGUACCAUUAUGAUUCCUAUCGCCCUGUUAGUCGUCAAGGUGGUAGUUUCGGUGGUGGUAAUGGCGGUCGUGGCGGUCGUGGCGGUCGUGGCGGUCGUGGCGGUCGUGGAGGUCGUGGAGGUGGUCGUGGAGGUGGUCGUGGUGGUCGUAGCUUUGGUCGUCGUGGUGGUAGCUUUGGUCGCGGUGAUGGAUAUGGACAUGGUUCUGUGUAUCGCUAA